GGGGAGCCGCAGUCACGAUUUGGCGAUGCGCGCGUUUUCGUUGGUAAACAAUACGUGAUCCUAUGACAGCACUCACGUAACACCCCAGAAACUACUGGAAAAAGCUCUUUUGCGGCGGUCAGGUGAAUCAACGGAAGCACCCUUGUGAGGUGGCCUCAAGUACAGCAAGAUGCGUUACUGUCCUCCGAAUGUGACCUUGAGUGAUGUGUGGACCCGAGAGGGUCUCUCCCAGUGCUUCCUCGACACCGUGGGUCCACCUGUCCUUCUCCUAGUCAUACUCCUGGGGGGUGGUGUCCAGUGGGCAGUGUACCACAAGUACGCCACGCGCCUCGACACCAGACUACUACAUCGCAGAGGAUGUUACAAGUUCCAUACGUCGCUCAUGAUGGCACUGGCCACAUCGUGCCUGGUGCGGCUGGCUGUGGUGUCGGGCAUCGGGGGUGCUCCAGUGGAGGGCCACCAGCUGGUCUGGGCCCUGUGCAUGGCACCAGCUUGGCUGCUGUCGGUGCUGGUGACACGGCUCGAACGCUUCUGGGCCCUGCCCAGCACCCCCACUCAUGGGCAUGGCUUACCACUGCUGCUCUUCUGGGCCAUGAGUGUCAUCCAUGAGGCCCUUGCGUUCCUUGGACUGCACAGCACCACCUGGUGGUUCCAGGUUCACACGCGCAAGGACAUAGCCGACGUGGCCUUUUUUGCGGCACGCUUCGUCCUCUCUCUGUUGGUGUUUGGCAUUGGCCUCAAGGGUCCCUCGGUGCCAAGUGCCCAAGACUACUUCCUCUACUCAAGGGGUCACAUUCAAGAGACGCAGCCGCUUUUGGAUGAGGAAGGUGCCAGCCGUAGCGCAUUCCGGGGCUUCAAGAACAAAGUGCGUUUGCUGCUUCCCUUCCUAUGGCCCCGGCGCAGUCGUUGGUUGCAGUUUGUGGUUCUGCUCUGCGUUGUGCUGCUCGUGUCGGGCCGAGUUGUCAACCUCUUCAUCCCCAUGCUCAACCGCCAAGUUGUCAACAUGCUGGCAGCUCAAGGCACAAUCACCUUCCCAUGGCAGGACAUCCUGCUCUACGUGUUCCUUUGGUGCCUACAAGGGCAGGGUGGCAGCAGCAUCCUGUCGAACCUGCGUUCCUAUCUGUGGAUCUCAGUGCAGCAGUUCACAGUAAAGGAGAUUGAAGUUGAACUGUACUCCCAUCUUCACCACCUGUCCAUGAGCUGGCACCUGAGCAGGAAAACCGGUGAGGUGCUGAAGAUUCUUGACAGAGGGACUAGCAGCGUCACAUCUCUCCUUAGCUACAUCCUGUUCAACAUCCUCCCAGCUGUGGCUGACAUUGUGGUCGCCAUCGUAUACUUCACCGUUUCCUUCAACGCCUGGUUUGGUUUGAUUGUCUUCAUCACCAUGGCCUUAUACCUAGGUGAGUCGACCAUUGGCCUUACCGAGUGGAGAACCAAGUUUCGUCGUGAGAUGAAUCAGCUCGACAAUGCAGCACAAGCUAGAGGAGUCGACGCACUGCUCAAUUUUGAAACGGUUAAGUACUACAAUGCAGAGGAGUAUGAAGUAUCUGGCUACAAAGAAUGCAUUGAAAAGUAUCAGGUUGCUGAGUGGCGGAGCAACGCGUCCCUGAACUUGCUCAACUGCUGCCAGACGAUCGUCAUUGCGAUGGGCGUAGCUGCGGGGGCACUGCUCUGUGCUCACAUGGUUGCUGACCACGAGUCAAACCUAAAGGUGGGGGACUAUGUGCUCUUCCUGACGUACAUCAUGCAGCUGUACACGCCACUCAACUUCCUGGGAACUUACUACAGAAUGAUUCAACGUUCUUUCAUUGACAUGGAGAACAUGUUUGAGCUUCUUGACACUAAGCCUGAAGUGAUAGAUGCUGUGAAUGCCCCAAGUUUGAAGCUGAAAGAAGGCGAGAUUCGGUUCAACAAUGUCUUCUUUUCAUACAACCCUGAGUGGCCAAUACUUAAGAAUGUCAGCUUUGUGGUUCCAGCAGGUCGUACCGUUGCCCUCGUGGGCCCAUCCGGAGCGGGUAAAAGCACCAUAGUGCGGCUGCUGUUCCGGCUGUAUGACGUACAGAGUGGUAGCAUCACUAUCGAUGACCAGGACAUCAGCAGGGUGAAGCAGAAGUCCUUGCGACAGGUGAUUGGUGUCGUUCCUCAGGACACUGUACUAUUCAACAAUGACAUCAGGUACAACAUCAGGUACGGGAAAGUCGACGCCACCGACGAGGAGGUCGAAAAUGCCGCCCGUGCAGCUGAGCUUCACGAGCAGAUCCUAGGCUUCCCCAAAGGCUACGACACAGUUGUUGGCGAAAGGGGGCUGAAGCUGUCUGGUGGAGAGAAGCAGCGCGUAGCCAUUGCCAGGUCCAUCCUCAAGGGGCCAGCCAUUAUGCUACUCGAUGAGGCCACGUCAGCGCUGGACACACGGACCGAGCGCAACAUUCAGGCAUCUCUCGAUCUCGUCUGCCGGAAUAGAACGACACUCAUCGUGGCUCACAGGCUAUCAACGGUGGUUCAUGCUGACCAAAUCCUUGUGAUCCAGGAAGGGGAGAUUGUCGAAAGUGGCCAUCAUGAUGAGCUUCUCGAAUAUGGUGGCAUAUAUGCCUCCAUGUGGGAGCAGCAGCAGAAAGGUACAGGCAACACUGGCCCUUCUGAAACAUCGGACGAGGGUGUCCCUGAACUGUAGUCACCUCUUCUUUGACCCUAAAGCCAACCAACCUGCAGGCUCGCCCAACUGAGUCCAUUGCGUUUGAUCAGUUUGUUUGUCGACUUCUAGAGUUGGGACAUUUUGUGAUUUUCUUUGAUAUUGUUUUCCCGUUGAACCUACACAGCUGGCUGUAAGCCCCUCAGUAGGAAGAUUUUAGCCUCUGGACUGAAUAUUCAAUGGAGGAAUGUAUAGUUGCAAUGCUAUGUGUGACAUUCACGUACUUUCUGCGUCAUCUAUUCCAGAAGGGCAUAUGCCAUUUAUGUGUUCUUUCGUUUCUUAGGCCGUUAGCUUAUUUUUCCUUGUUUUAUCAAUAGUUCCAAUGUUGGAAGAAAUAUUUUCAUGCCAUCAUACCGAUGUUCCUAGAGCCAUUAUUAUUGAAAGACGGUGUUAGUUAGCCCUAAAAAUAUUCUUAGGCUGUGACUAAAAAAAACUACUGCUCCUGGAACUCAUCACUGCACACAUCUACGUCAUGCCUGUGUAUCAGCAUGCAAGAUGAAAAUAUUGCUCCAUAUUUUUCUCUUUACAUAACUUCUAGAACAAAGUCUUAUUUGUGGUAUACGUAGUAACUAUGCUUCAAUGUAUUAUCGCUUUUCAAGUCGCUGGGGCGGCUUCAGAAUGCAUAUCUUGGUUGAGUUAAUCGAGAUCAGCAAAUAGUCAAAAGCCCCAUUUUUAUGUUGCUCUUAUUUUAAGUUUUUUAUACGUGUGUGCUUUUCUGGGUGAACCUGAGUGUACAGCGAAUGCGUGUUUCGGGUAGUUCCAAUUUCACAGCUCAAAUUGCUCAUUAAAUCUUUACUUACCAUACGUUACAAUUCACUUAGUAUUUCAUAGUCAGUGCUGAUGGUUUUUUAAAGAGAUUUGUGUUGGCAUGAGUAGAUAGGACUAUGCUCUACUGGUGCGUUUCACUGGAGCACUUUUGGUUCACAUUGGACAAGGUGCUAGUAUUCUUCUACCCUCAUGUUUGUUCUUUGUUUUAUUUUUUUAAUCGUCAGAAGCAAUUGUUUAUUUUGGCUGCCUGCACAUAGCGAGUGUGAAUAAUUCUAAAGGAAAAAAAAACUCGUCUGCUUCAUCCUAAUGCCUUUCUAUGUCUGUCUGUCUUGCCAGUUUCCUUGGAGUUUGCUUGGCCCGGUGUUCUGUAGCCACUGUAUGGCCUGUUGCCUAUAUGCAUUGAAUGUUUUCGAGUCGAGAAAGAAUUGCACCGAGUUGUGCUGUGGUCCCAUCUCGUGUGUGAGAUUACAGGUUGUGAAAUGCUCCAUGCUGACCCCUCGGCAGUUGUGUUAAGUGCACACGUGAUCGCUUUCACCUGUUACAUGGUGUUGCAGUCAUGUUGAUGUUUACUACUUCAAACCCACUUGAGGGUGUGACACUCGAAUGUGGUAUGUGGGUAAUCUUGUGAUAGCAGAAAAAGUUAUCAGUGCCUUAUAGGCAUAUUCAAGUGCUUUUCUAAGAACAGCGAAUGAUUAUAAAGACUAGAAGACCAAUCUACUUUGUCUGCUUGGCCAAUUACAGUCCACUUUCCCACUAUGUACAUCCAUUAAUUACGUUAGGUUAUCUAUUUUAGGUUCGGUUUAGUUUGAGAAGGUGUUUCAAAAGAUGUAGGCCCUUUUUUGAUGGUCUACCGAAGAAGGGAACCUAUUUAAGCAUACGAUUGAAUUAAUAUAUGUAUUAGAAAAGAAAUGUGAUGGUAUGUGCGGGUUCAAGGGAUCUGAUUUCUAAGUGUCCUCAGAAAAUUUAUUAUUUGUAAACAUGACAACUAUCGGCUUGAGAAUGCCAGAUGUAAUGAAACUGAACUGGAGCCAUACUUUUGCUUAAAAGCCGCCCCGGCAGCUUGCAUCUGGCAACUUGUGCUGCAUUGUAUUAUGCAGUUUGGCCGCAUGCAUUGACCUUCAAUCAAAGAAAUUUCCUAACAGUAUGGAAGGGUGCAGCGUAUCUUUUAAAAGGGCUUGCAAUAAUAAUUCGCUCUACUCACUAAGAUUCAAGGGGUGUUUUCACCGAGACUUCUGCCAAUCAAGAAAGCUCAUUCAGUGUGAAGGCACAUCAUGAUGCCAGACUGCUUGUCACUUGUUGGUCUACUCUGAGAGCAGAUCAGGUUUUGGCUUGACUCGGUCGAAAGGUCGUCGCUUUCCUUCUCUUGUAUUCAUAAUGUCCUAGAAUAGCAAACCUGACCCCUGACCAUGAGUGUCUUCACAACAAGCAUACAGCAAAUGGAUAUGCUGGGUCACGGACUGUGGUCAGGUGUUGGAAAUCAACUGUUUUCUUGAUACUUUCAGUUCAAUGUUAUUUCUUGCAAUGGACUGUGUGCAAAAUAGGCAGUGGGGCUUCUGCACGCAUCUGGCUUGACUUAAGACAGCAAACAGUGGCAAGGAUUGUAAUUGAUGUCUGAACGUACAGUCUGGUGAUGUCAUUCCCUACUCCUUGGUGAGUUACAAGAUGCCUUCAAACCUGCUUGCUCAAUUUUGCAUGUGGCCCAUUGCCACCCUUACGCACACAUCUAGCUUUUUAUUCAGAAUCAAGCUUUAAAUAUAACACAAGAGUCAAGUUUUUUUUCGUUUAUUUUUUUUUUCAUUUCAGUGUGCAGGAUGUGAAAGCAAAAACACAAGUGAUUUUUGCAGAUAGUCAAUCUAUGCAUCUUACAAAGAAGACAGAUUAAUAUGCCUGUAAGAGGCUGUAGCUCUGCGAGGAAGCAGGAGCGUAGCAAUUGGGAAAGGAGGCUGAGCGCUGUGCAAUUUAUGAGCCCAAGCCGCUAAAGCAAUAUGCGCACAUAUCUAAACCAUUACGGGAAACCAAUAAUGUUGCUCGGGCCUCAUAACUAACCACAUGUGCCAGGCUAUGGUGAAGUGUUCUAUAAUAAUCCACCGUAUGCGGCUGCACUGCCCGCAUUCAAUUUGCAAAGCAGUUUUAUUUUUUGACCUCAUAACUGAAAGUGUCAUAUUGUUUUUGUGGUGCAGUGGACAACUGAUGCUUGAAUUUUUGAAUUUUGAAAUGUCACUAAGCAAACUAUUUUGCGCAUUCUGCCAGAUCGUUCAUCAGAAGGCCAUGACUGCUGUUGUGUUGGCCAUCAUUAGUUGCCGAAGCAAUUGCCAUAUUCCGUCUAGUCUCCCAUUUGAUUUCUUAGCUAUGAAUUUUGCCGCUAUGUCAUGUUUGUGGUCAUGCUACUUUCAUAGAAAGGCUGUGUUAGCUGUCCUGCAAAUGCAGCACAUAUUUUACAUUUACCUCUGACUGUGGCAUAAUUACCUGCGUAGGGCUGAAGAUUCAGUGUUUUCUGGUAUACAGUAAUAUCAUUUCCUUUUUAAGCAGACUAUUCCAUUGAUUGUAUGUUGAAAAAUGUCCCACAUAAACAAUACCAAUCUGACUACGUCAUUGUGUAGAGAAUGUUUAGGCUUGAAUAUAUGUCCAGGUGCUGUAAACACAACAGUUUCAUUUGGAAGAACAAGGAAGGAUGUCUGAUGUUUUAACUGGUUAUAGAUUUCGCACUUCCUUAAAGUAUGGCAGAUGUCUAUUGCAGCUUUGAUAUGCAGCGGCCCGUGCUAACAUGUGGUGGUAGCUGGGUCCUUAAUUGAUUCCUAUGGUGGUAAAAGCGUUAUCAUCCUGAUUGUGUUCUUGAUUUUCUACAGCAAAAAUAUGAGCAUAGAGAUUAUAACUACUUCCUUCAUAUUACCUAAAAUUAGGUAACAUUACUCAGCCAUUACUCAGUGGGCCGUUAGCAAGUUUUAUUUAAAAUGACUGUCCUGGCAUGCCUGGCUUUCGUUUCCUGGCUCAUUGAAAUGUGAUUGUGAACGCUCAGUGCCUAGGAAAUGGUAUAAUUCUUUUUUUUUUGCAGAGAUGAUGUGAUUGCAUAUAAUGUUAUUUCUACUUUACUCUUUCUUUUUGAACAUCCACUAUUAUAAUUUCUUUUUGUUAUAGUAGUGUAUAUUAGGCUACUCAUGUGUUACUUGUGGAGGUCUGCACAGUUUUGUUCAGUGCACCUUUUUUUCCUUCAGUCAUAGGGCAAGCGAAGCAGUUGCUUGUGCUAUGAUUCACUCUAGUGUGAGAUUGUGCAGUCUGUGAAAUUUAGACAUAUUAUGGAUGUGUGCAUCUUUAAAUUUAAUCAUUUAUAAUUUUUAGGUGUAAAAUAGCACUGUGAAUGCACUCAAAGGUUUAGGCACCAAGAAAAGGCAAUACAUUGCUUAUGUUCUCUUUCCUUUGUGCCUUAACCGUUGUCCGCAUCUAUGGCACUGUUUGUCACUGAACAAUAACAAUACAAAACCAACUAACCUUUGUUUACACCUUAGACGACAUUCAUUUGCGUAUGUGUUUUUAGGAAGUGGUAUGCUCUGUAACUACGUUGCACUGUUCUGUGAGCUUGGUGACUUUUCAAUAGUGAUUUUUUUCCUACUAUGGUAUUGUUGCUACCACAGUUUAGCAGGAGUGUGUUAUCAAAUUUUGUGAACUUACUAGUGCCCUGUGCUUUAUUGCAUAAGAGGCAUUGUUAAGGUCGUUGCCAAAGGAUGAAGUUUGAACAUCAUGUGGUCCCUGUGAUGAAGUUGUACUUUCAAGGCAAGAAAGAAGGACACGAAUGGUACUGCACCAAACCAUGAAUGAAGAAACAUGGAACAAAAGUGGUGCUUUGUAGAUUAGAUGAGGGGACAAUUUCUUCUGCCACAUUGGGGCUACUUAGAGAAUGCCAGAUGUAAUGAAACUGAACUGGAGCCAUACUUUUGCUGAAAAGCUGCCCCGGCAGCUUUAUGUUAUGUUAAUAAACAUUGAUUUCUCUUUCUCUCUUUU
Rhipicephalus microplus (southern cattle tick) is the source of this 7453-nucleotide messenger RNA. It is a transcript of the gene Hmt-1, whose product is annotated as ABC transporter ATP-binding protein/permease Hmt-1. Gene Ontology annotation, biological process: transmembrane transport; heme transport. NCBI's taxonomy places the organism in Eukaryota, Metazoa, Arthropoda, Arachnida, Ixodida, Ixodidae. Gene Ontology annotation, cellular component: vacuolar membrane. Gene Ontology annotation, molecular function: heme binding; ATP binding; ABC-type heme transporter activity. The record is from RefSeq and is a predicted model, not a curated record.